This is a messenger RNA of Mangifera indica (mango), 1344 nucleotides long. Its product is annotated as methyl-CpG-binding domain-containing protein 10-like. The coding region runs from base 262 to 1065 and encodes 267 amino acids. Gene Ontology annotation, molecular function: DNA binding. Lineage: Eukaryota; Viridiplantae; Streptophyta; Magnoliopsida; Sapindales; Anacardiaceae. The record is from RefSeq and is a predicted model, not a curated record. The transcript has 3 exons.
CUUCAAAACGGCCAUCGUCACGCGCAUGAAAUAUCCAACCCAGUUAGCGGAGAAAAACUCUCAAGGCUCGUUGCAUUUUGCGUGGGAGAGAGGGUGAAAGAACAAAACGUGGCUGUUCAGCUACAGUUCCUUUGACAUGUUUUGUUGAAAAACAAAUUCCACCAUCAUUGCAAAGUGAAGGACAUAAAUUUUAAGGUCAAGAGGAGUAAAAUUAAUUAAUCAUUACAGGAACAAGCAGGCCGAGAUCACAGAGAGGGUGGAAUGACAAGCGCAGAGACUGCAAAUGAAGAAGUUGUUUGCUUAGAACUUCCAGCGCCUUCUGGUUGGAAGAAGAAGCAGUUCAUGCCCAAGAAAAUUGGGACCCCAAAGAAGAGUGAGAUUGUAUUUACAAGCCCUACGGGAGAAGAAAUCAGUAGCAAAAGACAAUUGGAACAGUAUCUGAAAGCACAUCCUGGCGGUCCAGCAUCUUCAGAGUUUGAUUGGGGCACUGGGGAGACCCCAAGGAGAUCAGCAAGAAUUAGUGAAAAGGUCAAGGCAUCACCGCCAGCAGAAAGUGAAUCCCCAAGGAAGCGUAGUAAAAAAUCAUCAGCUUCAAAGAAGGAUGGCAAAGAAAUAGAAAAUGCCCCUGAAAGAACUGAGGUAAUCGAUGAAGUUCAUAUGAAAGUGGCUGAAAAGAUUGAGAAGGAUAAUGCCGAGUUAGAAGUAGAAAAGGAUGUUCUAGAGGAAAGUCAAGCUGAGAAUAAAGAUGAACAAGAUCCAGAUGCCAAAAUAGAAGCUCUUCCUCCUAAAGGAGCCAAAGCUGAAGAAGUUAUUGAUAUGCCUAAGAAUGCUGAAGUAUCCAAGAAAGAUGCUGGUGCAAAACCUGAUGUUUCUGAAGUAACUGAGCAUAUAAUUGAAAUGGAAAGUGCAAAAGAUCAAGAAAAGGUUGAUAAACCUCAGGUUGAGACACAGCAAGAGAAUUUGAAUACUUCUGGUCCCAAUGAGAUUAGCAAGGUGGAAGAAGUGAUUGACAAUGGUUGCCAUAACAGUGAUGCAGGCAAGCUCAAGCCUUCUGUUACUGCUUAAAUGGAUUAAUUUACUACAAACUUCUGAUUCACCUCAUUCUGACUCUUUUAGCUGAUGAAAUCUUUAAGCCUGUACUCUGUUGUUAAUUAUAGAUAUCUGAUUGUCCAAACAAUAAGUGCCAUCUAUACAAUCGUAGGUAGGUACAUACUAUAGCAACCCUCCAUUCUACUGGAGGGACUUGUAGUUGCAGUGACCCUAAUGCUGUGUUGUUAAGUACUGCUAAUAUGAUGUUUUUAUGUUGCUAUAUGAUAAUAAAUGAGAAAUGUAUGAAUUCAUGAA